AUGCCUCUACGCUGCAGAGGGUCUUUUGCCCAAGCGCUUCUCUCAAACAGCUCUCCAGUUCGUCUGGUGCCAUCUAUUUCUCGCAUCUCCAGCAUUUCUCCUCGCCAGAGAUUUCAUACGUCCCCCGCGUCAUGCGCACUCAGGUCUCAGAUUCUGAAGGAUGUCGGUGAAGGAAUCACCGAGAUCCAGAUCAUACAAUGGUAUGUGCAAGAGGGAGCGAAGAUUGAGGAAUGGAAGCCAUUAUGCCAGUAUCAGUCUGACAAAGCUGUUGACGAUAUAACGUCGAGAUACGAUGGGGUCAUAAAGAAAUUGCACUUCCAGGCCGAUGAUACUGUGCCAACGGGAAUGGCUUUGUGCGAUAUUGAUGUGGACGAAUCGAAAUAUCCCGAUGAAAACGCUCGUCCACCAACUAACGAACCCCCGCCCCCACACCCGAUACCAGAGCAGGUUGCAAAACCUCCUGCUGUCAAUGUGGCUACGGAAGCACUAUCAGAACCCGUUGUAGAAGCCAUAUCUUCCCCAUCCAAAUUCGCUUCUCUUGCAACACCGGCCGUCCGCGGUAUGUUGAAGGAGCUGAAGGUGGAUAUAUUAAGCGUAAGCGGAACCGGCAAGGAUGGAAGAGUUCUGAAAGAGGAUGUUCUCCGAUACGUCGCGGAGCGAGACGCCACACCAGCCCCGACAGCGCCAUCAGUACCCCAACCUACACAACCGGUGUCGGGUGUUGACACCACACAGAUAGAAACCACCACCCCAUUGACUCCAAUUCAGUCUCAAAUGUUCAAGACCAUGACCCGGUCACUUACCAUCCCUCACUUCCUUUACGCCGACGAACUCAACAUUAGAUCGUUAUCCUCCAUCCGCAAGAAACUUGCAACACACCCAACCGAGCCGCUUAAACUCUCCUAUCUUCCCUUCAUCAUCAAAGCCGUCUCCCUCUCCCUAAAUUCCUUCCCUCUCCUAAACGCAAGAGUUGACACCACCACCAACCCCACCAAGCCUGCCUUAGUUAUGCGGUCAAGCCACAACAUCGGCGUAGCCAUGGACACUCCAACAGGUCUUCUAGUGCCCAAUAUCAAAAACGUCCAGGCCCGCUCCAUCCUCGACAUUGCGGCAGAGCUCGCUCGCCUCAGCGAAGUGGCGCGUGCAGGCAAGUUGACCCCCACAGACCUGAACGGUGGAACCAUCACCGUAUCCAACAUUGGCAAUAUUGGCGGCACCUACGUCGGCCCUGUCAUUGUGCCGAAUGAGGUUGCCAUUCUUGGUGUCGGGCGGGCCAAAACCGUUCCCGUCUUCGACGAGGCUGGUAAUGUGGUCAAGGGCGAAAAAGUGAAUUUUAGCUGGAGUGCGGAUCAUAGAGUUGUGGACGGGGCUACGAUGGCGAGGAUGGCAGAUAAGGUUAGGUUGUAUUUGGAGGAGCCUGAGUCGAUGAUGCUAGCUCUCAGAUAA
This is a messenger RNA of Histoplasma mississippiense, 1446 nucleotides long. RefSeq lists its product as hypothetical. The record is from RefSeq and is a predicted model, not a curated record. NCBI's taxonomy places the organism in Eukaryota, Fungi, Ascomycota, Eurotiomycetes, Onygenales, Ajellomycetaceae. Gene Ontology annotation, molecular function: acetyltransferase activity; lipoic acid binding. The coding region runs from base 1 to 1446 and encodes 481 amino acids. Gene Ontology annotation, cellular component: cytoplasm; mitochondrion. The transcript has 4 exons.